This is a messenger RNA of Komagataella phaffii GS115, 474 nucleotides long. Its product is annotated as Protein involved in the HOG (high osmolarity glycerol) pathway. Bases 1 to 474 code for a protein of 157 amino acids. The record is from RefSeq and is a predicted model, not a curated record. Gene Ontology annotation, molecular function: protein binding. The transcript has a single exon. NCBI's taxonomy places the organism in Eukaryota, Fungi, Ascomycota, Pichiomycetes, Pichiales, Pichiaceae.
AUGUUUGAAUACACCUCUGUAAUAGAUUUUGGCUAUGAUGACGAUGAUCCAAACUAUUUUGGUUGCUACGAUAAAAAGUUAUUUAAAGCACACGAGUUGGAUACAGACGUAGAACGAGAUUAUUCGGAGGAACCUACAGACAAUUAUGAGCCACAGCCAUCUGAAAUAAAAGCUAUAGCGUUGUAUGCUUUCACUCCAGAAAACGAUAACGAGCUGGCUCUACAGGAAGAUCAGUUGGUAAUAAUCAGCUACGAAUAUGGUCAAGGAUGGCUCGUAGCACAAGAUCCACGCACAGGUGAAACUGGACUUGUUCCAGAAGAGUAUGUGCACUUCGUUGACGAUGAACAACAGAUAGCUACAAAUUACGGCGAAGAAUCCCAAGAUGAUGUCGAGGAAAACAUACUGGUCUCCCCAAUAGAGACCAAGGCUGGGACGAAACAAGAUGAAUGGGUGGAUGUUGCUUCUGAUGACUGA